Messenger RNA from Bemisia tabaci, 1075 nucleotides. It is a transcript of the gene ATPsynO, whose product is annotated as ATP synthase subunit O, mitochondrial. Gene Ontology annotation, molecular function: proton-transporting ATP synthase activity, rotational mechanism. NCBI's taxonomy places the organism in Eukaryota, Metazoa, Arthropoda, Insecta, Hemiptera, Aleyrodidae. Gene Ontology annotation, biological process: proton motive force-driven ATP synthesis. The record is from RefSeq and is a predicted model, not a curated record.
UAUCAUCAGCGAAUCAGAGGAGUCCCACCCACAACUAACCCCCACUUGACCCCCUCUUUUUCCCCCCACUACACUUCACCCCAAUAACUCGUAACCUCCAAAAGGUUAGUUCGUGAUCAAGAAUAAUGGCAGCCAAUCAAACUCAAGUUUUUAUCCGAGCUCUAUCCUCCUCUGCUGCUUGUCGGCAACUUGUCAAACCGCCCAUUUCCGUCUUUGGGCUCGAAGGAAGAUAUGCAACAGCUUUAUACUCAGCUGCUACUAAACAGAAACAAUUAGAUGCUGUGAAUCAAGAUCUUCUAAAGUUUGAGAAACUCUUGAAGGAAAGCACUUCAUUGAAAGACUUUUUUGGCAAUCCAUCCGUGAAAAAACAUGCUUUGCAAAAAGCUGUGGUUGGAAUGGCUGCUGAUUUGAAAUUCCAACCGUCAACAGCAAAUUUACUAGAUCUCUUGGCUGAAAAUGGUCGAUUGAACAAAUUGCAUGGAAUCAUCAAUAACUUUAAACAAAUCAUGGCUGCCCAUCGUGGGGAUUUGCCUGUUGAAGUUACCACAGCCAAGCCUUUGGACGAUGCAUCUAAACAAGAACUGAUGGCUGCUUUGAAACAGUUUGCAAAGAAAGGAGAAAAUAUCAUCAUCGAGACCAAAGUAGAUCCUGCCAUUAUUGGGGGUAUGGUUGUUGUUAUUGGUGAUAGGUAUGUGGACAUGAGCAUAGCAAGCAAGAUUAAGAAAUAUUCUGAGCUCAUCUCCUCUGCAGCCUAGUUUUGAAAGGCUAACUUGCUUGGUCUGUAUCAAUCAUGUUCAGUUAGUUCUAAAGCUUUCUCACUUUGUUUAUGUUUUCUGUUUUUAUCUUUAGGCAUUUUUUUAUUUAACAUUUUCAGAGAUGUAAUAUGAUGGGAAGUUGAAACUUCUGUGGGAAUGUGUAUGAAAGCUGAUGUAAAUUUGCAUUUGUGAAUAGUAAUAAAUAGGUAAUUGUGAACAAGGCACCUGUUUUUAAUGAGACUUCAUACAUUCAUGAUAGCAAUGAAUUUUUAAAAACUUGUAAGAAACCCAGUAAAGAAAAACCCUUUUUAAAGCUAAAA